CCGACCCUCUCUAGUCUCCUAUAUAUUACCAGUAAUCCCAUCAGAUCCUAAUACACACAAAAAUUCGCAAAACCCUCCCUAGAAAUCCUAGCCGCUCCUAGCGUUCCUUAGUAGUUUCCCAACAAACCCAGUGAAUCCAAGAGCUUUGUCAGUCAUGGCCAUCCUCUCUGAUUAUGAAGAGGAUCAGCAGCCUCAACAAUCUUCUUCUUCUUCCUUGUCUUCUAAGAAAGACAUCAUUCUUGCUGAGAAAGAAGCCGAUGCCACAGCCAAAAAGCCAGAGGAUGAGAAGAAGCAGCAGAAAGAGAACAAACUUGUUCCCAACAAAGACAACGGCCUAGAUAUGGAGAAUUAUUCAUGGGGUCAAUCCCUUCAAGAAGUCACUGUUAACGUCCCAGUCCCACAAGGCACUAAAUCCAGCCUUCUCUUGUGUGACAUAAAGACGAACUCUUUGAAGGUUGGGCUCAAGGGUCAGCCUCCAAUCAUCGAUGGAGAGCUAUUCAAGCCUGUGAAAGUUGACGAUUGUAUUUGGAGUUUGGAGGAUAAGAAGAUGAUCACUAUUCUUAUUUGCAAGAGAGAUCAGAGCGAGUGGUGGAAAUCUUUGUUGAAGGGUGAUCCAGAGAUUGACACACAGAAAGCUGAACCAGAGCCAAGCAAGUUGUCUGACUUGGACUCUGAGACCCGUUCUGCUGUGGAGAAGAUGAUGUUUGAUCAGAGGCAGAAACAGAUGGGACUUCCAACAAGCGAUGAGAUCCAAAAAGAACAGUUGAUGAAACAAUUCAUGGCUCAGAAUCCCAACAUGAAAUUCCCCCCGGGAGCUAAGUUCAUGUGAGAUUAAGAAGACAAAGAAAGAUCUAAUCUUUUUAGUUAUAAGCAGUUCUAAUUUUUAUUGCUUUAGUUUAGGAUUAAGGAUAUGUUUACAAAAUUUUAAGCAUGUGAUCAUGUGCUAUUCAAUAUCAAUUGUGGGCUUUUUAGAUUUA
Quercus lobata is the source of this 977-nucleotide messenger RNA. RefSeq names its product protein BOBBER 1-like. Gene Ontology annotation, biological process: protein folding. The transcript has a single exon. NCBI's taxonomy places the organism in Eukaryota, Viridiplantae, Streptophyta, Magnoliopsida, Fagales, Fagaceae. The coding region runs from base 155 to 829 and encodes 224 amino acids. Gene Ontology annotation, cellular component: cytoplasm. The record is from RefSeq and is a predicted model, not a curated record.